Messenger RNA from Homalodisca vitripennis (glassy-winged sharpshooter), 1449 nucleotides. Its product is annotated as PCI domain-containing protein 2-like. Gene Ontology annotation, cellular component: transcription export complex 2. The coding region runs from base 188 to 1369 and encodes 393 amino acids. Gene Ontology annotation, biological process: transcription elongation by RNA polymerase II; poly(A)+ mRNA export from nucleus; post-transcriptional tethering of RNA polymerase II gene DNA at nuclear periphery. Gene Ontology annotation, molecular function: RNA binding; double-stranded DNA binding. The record is from RefSeq and is a predicted model, not a curated record. The transcript has 8 exons. NCBI's taxonomy places the organism in Eukaryota, Metazoa, Arthropoda, Insecta, Hemiptera, Cicadellidae.
AAGAAGAAAAAUAAUGUUUUGCUUGUUUAUGAAUUUCUGCAGUUGAAACUUAACCUAGAAAUAAGUGUACUAGUGUAUGAUAAGAACGACUGAGUUUUAUAUCAUCAUUAUUAUGUGUUGAUACAAAAUUAGUUAAUAGUCAGUUCUUCUAUUGAAUACAUCUUUAGUAAUUUUAACUGAUUUCAGAAUGUCGCAAUCAUUGUCCAGCUAUUUCAGUAUGGUUAAUAAUGCUUGGAGAAACAAGGCUGGUGAAAAAUUAGCAGAUUAUUUAUCAUAUCGACAUAAUCACUCUCAUAACCCCAACCUACAAGUGUCCAAUCCUGAAGCUCAAUGCAGUGACUUCUUAAAUUCUCCUCUGGAUGAAGUAGUUGCUGCUCAUUUAAGAUGUAUAAAUGAGAUGAAGAAAAAGAACUAUAACAGUGCAUAUGAGCAUCAGACAGUGUUGGUGCAGAACCUGACCAAAGUCUUCCAGGGUCUGCGGGACGAGAACUGGCUGCUGCCGGCCGUUAAUGGUGUGUGCCUGGAACUGCGGAUGGUGGCUACACACCUCAUGAAACAGCCAGGCACUGGUACUAAGCCCCUGGAAAAAGCUGCAGAGUGUCUCAUGGCGUGCUUUCGGAUAUGUACUGCAGAUAAUCGAACAUCAGAACAUGAUACCAAGAAGUGGGGGAUGAUGUCUCUUGUAAACCAAUUGUUUAAAGUUUACUUUCGUAUCAAUAAACUGCAUCUGAUGAAGCCAUUGAUAAGAGCAAUCGACUCGUCACCCUUGAAAGACAGGUUUUCAUUGAGCCAACAGAUCACCUACAGGUACUUUGUCGGCAGAAUGGCAAUGUUCUACAGUGAUUAUUCUACAGCUAACGAGUACUUAACAUAUGCUUUUACUGAGUGCCAUGUAAUGUCAAAGAAGAACAAAAGAUGGAUUUUGUUGAAUUUAGUUCCUGUUAAAAUUCUAUUGGGUUACAUGCCAACAAGGGAAGUUCUGAAAAAAUAUGACUUACUGCAGCUGUGGGAAGUGGUGGUGGCUGUGAAGCGAGGAUGUAUUUCAGAACUGUCGAAUGCAAUGCAGCAGCAUCAGACUUUUUUCAUCAAGAGUGGCAUCUAUCUUAUCAUUGAGAAACUGAAAAUUAUUACAUAUCGAAAUCUGGCAAAAAAAGUGUACUUGUUUGUGAAAACUCCACAAAUGUCUAUGUUGACACUGCUUGUGGCGCUGCAGUUGAUGGACAACACAAGCAUCGAGCUGGAGGAGGCUCACUGUAUCCUGGCCAACUUGAUCAAUGAAGGGAAGGUCAAGGGUUAUAUUUCGAUCCAACAUCAGAAAGUUGUGCUCAGCAAGAUCGAUCCAUUUCCGAAACUUACCUCAUUGAAUUAGUUUUUAAGCUGUAUACGUACAUGUAGACUUAUUUUUGUACAGUUUUGCAAUAUAUUGACAUAAAUCUAAGGUUUUUAUUA